Pseudophryne corroboree (corroboree frog) is the source of this 7340-nucleotide messenger RNA. It is a transcript of the gene KCNIP2, whose product is annotated as potassium voltage-gated channel interacting protein 2. The transcript is spliced from 8 exons. Gene Ontology annotation, molecular function: potassium channel regulator activity; calcium ion binding. Bases 749 to 1426 code for a protein of 225 amino acids. The record is from RefSeq and is a predicted model, not a curated record. NCBI's taxonomy places the organism in Eukaryota, Metazoa, Chordata, Amphibia, Anura, Myobatrachidae. Gene Ontology annotation, cellular component: voltage-gated potassium channel complex. Gene Ontology annotation, biological process: regulation of potassium ion transmembrane transport.
CAGGCCCAUGGAGUCUGCGGUUGCCAUGCCGACCGUCCUCACCCCUGGUUCCCAGCACCCUGGAUGAUGUGACAUGGACUUGCUGUUCCAGAUCACCGCCUGUCUGUAGAGGGAAGCACAUCACACGCUGCUGGAGACACAAGUUCAGCUCGUGUUGGAUGGAGUGAGACAAACCACAUUUUCUCAUUUUGCAUUUGAAAUCCUUUUCUUUUUUGCCUCGUUCAUUUUUUUUUUUUCUACAGCUCCCGAGUGUGAAUUGUAUUUCCUGCAAAAUAACGUAUUGCAACAAACUCCAACAUGACGGAUAAUAGAUUUGCUGCAGCCACUGCUUUGCCGGUCAUUUUUAUUGCAAGGCGAGCAUGGUUUUACAUUGGGCAUUGAGUGGUUUGUCUUUUAGCAGCCAGAGAUACAGAUAAGAAAAUUCCACCGCCAACGAUUUCAUCUCCACGACUUUCUAUGCUCCGAAGGAGCGUGGACGAUCGAAGACCCGAGGAGCCGGCUUCCUGGCGUGAAAGUGUGAAAUUGUUCGGAAGUGUGUGAUGCAUCUUUCUAACUAAUUCUUCGACGGCCGCCUGACGUCACCCAAAGCAGCACUUGGCUGGCACUUGGUAUCUUCCCUGUCAGUUUGUGAGCGCUCGCAGAAGGGUCUGCUUCCAGCCUGGGAGAUAAUUACAUCUCUGAAAGCCUGACGUGCAUCCUGUUCAGCCGUCCACAUUCUCCUUGUUGCUCGCUGGGGUGAAAGACCGAAAUGAGUCGGUGCCGGAAGAGGUGUAAGAGACAGCUGAGUAAAGUUGCUCGUUAUUUUUACCAAUUGGUCACCGGGACCCUCCCAGAAGACAGUAUAGAGGAUGAGUUUGAGUUGUCUACAGUUUGCCAUCGUCCAGAAGGACUGGAACAACUACAAGAACAAACCAAAUUCACGAAAAGAGAACUUCAGGUACUCUAUCGAGGCUUUAAGAAUGAAUGUCCUAGCGGCAUUGUCGACGAAGAUAAUUUCAAACAGAUUUACUCCCAGUUUUUUCCACAAGGAGACUCCAGCAUGUAUGCACAUUUUCUAUUUAACGCCUUUGACACCGACCACAGUGGUUCCGUCAGCUUUGAGGAUUUUGUAGCAGGAUUGUCUGUUAUCCUACGAGGAAGCAUAGACGACAAACUCAACUGGGCCUUCAACUUGUACGAUUUAAACAAAGACGGCUGCAUCACUAAAGAGGAGAUGAUGGACAUCAUGAAAUCUAUAUAUGACAUGAUGGGCAAGUAUACGUACCCAAACAUGCGGGAGGAGGCUCCCAGGGAACACGUGGAGAACUUUUUUCAGAAAAUGGAUAAAAAUAAGGAUGGCGUAGUCACAAUUGAAGAAUUCAUUGAAUCGUGUCAGAAGGAUGAAAAUAUCAUGAGAUCCAUGCAGCUAUUUGACAACGUAAUUUAGUGACGGCUGCGAUCGAAAGAUUUCUUGAGAUUCCACUUUUUGAAUGGACAUGCUUCUGACUGCACAAUUACAGAACUGCGUGUCUAAUGCAAACUAAAAUGCAAACAUAUUCUCUGUAUGAUUCCCCAGUCAUUGUACAAAAUAUAUAUAAACAGAAAAGCAUAAAGAAGACGACCCCUCAGCUGAAGAUUCCAAGGCUCUUGUCUAAUGACGCUUCUACGCCGCCACCUAGAGUAUCUGUCCGGAACUUCGCCACUUGUGUUGGAUGACUUUUUACACAUCUUGGGACCUGUGUUGAACAUAUUACAGAGUGAAACUAACUAUCUGCUGAUGUCCAAAAACCAGAGAGAGACUUUACACGGAUCUUGUUUUACUUUUCGGUUUCAGAAAACGAUGAAAGUAUCACUGCAUCGCUAUUACGUUAUCAUAUUACGCAUGAUUAACUGCUGUAUGUUUUAAUAUGUUUAAUUGCUGAUCAUCACGACCUUAAAAAUAUACCUCAACUGAACGGCUAGAUACACUCUCAGUUUACCGUGAACCAAUGAGAAAAGAUGGAUGUUGCCCAACCUUACAGAGUAUUGUUUAAUAUACUGUAUAGUACUAAUAUUAUUUAAAGUAUAAUGAUUUUCCGUUGAGUUUUUAAGUUGGAAAUGUUCCUUUAUAGCAGGGUUAUGCAAACUGGAGCCAAAAAGGCCUUGUGGGACCAAGUACCAGGGUGCCCUUCCAGCCUUUGGCUGGAUAACAAUACUGGGACUUGUAGUCCCACAUCAGCAGGUGAACCAUGGGUUACCUACCUUUGCUUUGCUGAAAACGUGAGUCUGCAGUGAAGCGAAUGACAAGCAAAGUAGAUAAGGCGGGUUCUGUGUUUGGCACGUGUUUCUACAGUACCCUUUUGGAAUUAUGUUAUUUAAAGAACAAACACUGUCAUUGGGAGCAUUAAUUACAGAAAAUAUAAAUCAUGACUUUCCUUAGAGAAAGGUUACUUGGAGCAAUAGUAGUAGCAUUACAGUGGAAGGGACAUUACCAUUAGUCGUACGUGUAGUCUAAGGAUUGGGUGAAACACAUUUGGGCCUGAAUUUUUUUUAACACCGUUAAGAAGGGAUCGUAAAUAUAAGUACAAUGAUAAGUAAAAAAAUUCAAAUACAUAUAUAUAUAUAUAUAUAUAUACAGUAUAUUUAGACAAGCUUGAAUAUAUAUAUAUAGAGAGAGAGAGGGAGGGAUAUAUACUGUAUGCAUGUAUAUUAUAUACAUACAUAAAUGGAAUUGAAGGAGAAAGUUAAAUACAGUACAUGUAUAUUUUGGGCGCAGUUCCAUAAUUAUGCAUACUUACUGUAUAUCUGUAAUGAAUAUAUAAUUGUCUGAUGACGCUUCUCCACCGCCUCCUGGAGUAAGUGUUCGGAACUUCACCACAUUUGUGUCGGAUAACUUGGAUAUAAGUUCUUACAGAUCUUGGGAUCUGUGUUGAACAUAUUACAGAGUGUAACUAACUUUCUGCCUCUUUGAUAAUACUGCCCCUUUAACUGUAUAGAAGGAAAAGUCAAAUUUCCUAUUAAAUGAAACGUCCAUCUUUAGACACCUUUGGACAUUUAGUCCCCCUUGCGUGGUGGCCUUCCCACAGAUUACAGUGAGAUGUGGUCUCCCCAAUAUGGGCCGUUAGAUUUGUUCUUACUGACAGUUCCUACCUGGGGCUCAUUUACUAUAAUGUGCACUUAAACAUUGCCGCCAAUCAGAGACUUGCCGUCAUUGCCUUACUUGCACCAGGAGAUAAAAGCUAAUUGCUUAUUGGGUGUUGUGCAUAUGUUGCAUGUAAAUGCAAAGUUAGUAGAUGAGCCCUGAUACCUAAAUGUUCUGCUUAAACAGCAUAAUAACACCACAGGUGUAAUGUUAGUGAAUAGGUAAGACAUAUAUAAAAUGAAUAUGCGUCACAUGAGAGAAGGCAGAGUGAGACCCUGUAAUGUGUUUAUGGGACAUCUUCUAAAAAUGUUUAAAAUAGAGGUUUCAUUGAAUAGUACAUUGUACGUUUCAGGCAUAACUUGUCAUCCAUGUGCUUCACUACAAAUCUACAGAUCUAUCAGCCCCUUUCCAAAGGAGCUGCAAGUGGAUGAUGCGCUGUGGGCAGAUAAAUUUGGUCGUUCCAGCAGGUUAAAAAGAGCAAUGGUUCCUGUCACUCCGGAUUUGAGUACUUGGUGCUCGCAAACAGCUUCUUCCUAUUUGCAACACCAAAUAAGUUCUUGUUUAGGCCCAGAUUUAUCAAGCCUUGGAGAGUGAUAAAUUACACGGAGAUAGAGUACUAACCAAUCAGCUCCUAUCUGUCAUUUUUCAAAGACAGCCUGUACCAUGGCAGUUCAAAGCAUACUUGCCUACCCUCCCGGAAAGGCUGGGAGCUCCCGAAAAUCGGGUAGCCCUCUCGCCCCCCCGGAAAGGUGGGCAAGUGUCCCGCUUUUGUUGGCAGCCCCCGCACUCCCCCUCGGCCGCCCACAGCAGAGAAUAAGUUGGCGGUCCGAGGGGGAUACAGUGCCUGUUUACUCGGCACUGUUUAGCGGGGGCGGGGCUACGAUGAUGCGAGUAUGGUGCCACGCCCCCUCACCGCUCUCUUUCCCCGUCGGCCACGCCCCUGGACCAACCACAUUGCUGCCGGAAACCCCCCCAUUAGCCUACCACGCUGCAGCCUCCUGGAGGAUGGUGCAGCAAGGUAGGCAACUAUGGUUCAAAGCUGAUUGGCUGAUGCUUAUCACUGUGCACUUUAUCACACUCCAAGACUUGAUAAAUCUGGGCUAUACAUGCUGACAUCCUGGCUGCUCUCUCCGGGAGAGAGCAGCAAGGUCGGCUCAGCAGGGUGGCGGGGCAGGCCUAUGACGUGAAUAGGGGGGCGGUGCGGAGGCAGAACAGUGCGGGCUUAUUGUGGCACAUCAUUUAAGCCACGCCCCCUGCUCUGUAAUGCCGCGAUUACCGGCGUUAUACAGCAGGGGACGUGGCUAUGAUGACACGAUUCAGCACGAAUCACGUCAUCAACUGCCCGGACCGCCCACUUUACUCGCUAAGUGGGCGGCCAGGCAUGGGGGGACCCGCAAAAUCGGGAGACUUGCCUGCUUUUCCGGGGGGCGGGAGGGUCACCUGAUCUUCGGGAGCCUUCCGGCCAUUCCGGGAGAGUAGGCGAGUAUGAUCUGGGCCUUCAUGCUUUAUAGACAUUAUGGUUUUAUUUUGUGGAUUCAUGCAAAAGAGUGUGUCCCACUUGCUGCCCCUACCAGUGGCAAAUGCAGGAUUUCUAGAGGGGGGUCCAAAUGCAGUAAAGCAGUCUCUCACUCUGCAGAAUUUUGGAGCAAGUGUAGGAGUCUGGGGGAGCGUUAGAAUACCCUGGACAUUAAUGUAAACAUUGGUCUUUUUAUACACUGUAUACUGUAUGGGAUACAGUAUUAAUAAAUAACACUAUAAGUGGUCUAUUGUAUAGGCUUUUCAAACAUUUAAAUAAUAUAAAUAAGUGGUCAGGAAAAGGUUAAACAUACCAUAAUAAAUACACAAACAUAAUAGUACUGCACGUUCUAACCACAUAUUCUCCCACCUCAUGAUACGGCUCCUGUCUCUUCUUCCUGGUAGCUGCUCUCUGGUCCAGUGCACUGAUUGAGGACUCAGAUCCACACAUACAGCAAACUUGGUAGCAGAAGCUGCUACCACUGGGCAUGUGCAGCAGCUCUGCUCUGUCCCUUAAACUAAAUGAUGUGGCGGCAGCUCUAGUAAUUGUAUUAUAUACCAUUGCUGUUGUUGUUAUUUGAGCCACUUGCCAAGAGGAAGGGGGUUUCUGGGCAACCAGAAACCCCCCCUGCAUUUGCCUAUAUAGAUUCGCUGAGACCUACAAUAAACACAGGGUCCACACACAGAAACAUUUUUGCCCACACCGGUAGCAGUAGAAUACACUGGACUGUAUAUUCAAGUAAAACGUUUAACUUUUAUGGUAUGCAGUUUAUAUGUGUACAUUUUUAUUUACUUUGAAUUCAUUUUAGUGCAGCAACAUAUGGGAGAGUUAUUACUAUAAUUUCUUCUGCAUCUCGCCAUCACCUUAUUUUGCUUUUGUUUGUCCUUUGCCUUGUAAGUACUACACAGCGUUUCUGAGCCGAGUGUGAGGUGUGGGAUCAUUGCUUUUGUAAUACAUCGUACAUACUGAAAAUACUGUUUUUAUCAAUCAUUUAGCAAUUUUACCGAUUUGGAACUUUAGUUAAAUGUUAAAAGUUCUUCAAUGACAUUGUGUAAUUUUAAUUAGUUCCAUAGCGCGAUUGCCUCUAGGCUCCUGCAAGGUAUCCAAGCUCCAUAACUGCAUUCAUUGAUUUCAUCUUAAAUACAUUGUGCACUUAGCUAGAGUCAAUGUAUUUACACUUAACCCAAUUUCAUACCAACAUUUUAAACUCCUCAGUUUUACUGGUAAGACUGGCCUGGGAAGGGGAUGAAGGGGGUUUGGACCAGAGCCCUCAAAGUACUGCCUUGCCCCAGGUGACAAAAAUCCUACUUUCGGCCUUGCAUACAUUCCCCAGCAAUUGACUUUUCUUGCAAAAAACAGCAGAUUGCGGGUGAAACCAUGCCCACUACAACAUAGGAAUGCCACCAGUGUGCCUUGGCCGCACCCCAUGUACCGAUUCUGAGCAAAAAGAUUUUGGGAGAUAUGUUGUGAUAAGCAAAUACCACGUAGCAUUCUGUGUGAGAUUUUUUUAAUUUUUUUUUUUAACAACUUGGAUGUAUCUGCAACUUAAAUAUCUAGCUAGUUAUUAGACAUUAAGGGAUCUAUUUGCUAAGCCUUGGAUCAAGAUAAAGUGGAUGAAUAUAAAGUACCAGCCAAUCAGCUGAAGGUUAGGACCUGAUUGGCUAGUACUUUAUCUCCAUCAACUUUAUCGCCAACCAUAGCUUAAUAAAUAGACCCCUGGCCUAAAGUCCUUGUGUAUUUAAAUUGUUCACACAAUACCCUACUCUUCCUUUAGUCUUCAAGGUUGAGAAAGAUGGCAGAUUUUAUUAUAUGCUCACAGGGAGGGUAGAAAAUCUUCAGCAAUCUGUAAUAUCUGAAAAUAAUGGGAGUAGACGUGUCACGCCAAUUUGUAGUGUUGUAGAUCAUCUGAACACAGAGAUCAGAUAUAACUGUAACUUCCCCACCCUACAAUUGUGUCACCUGAUUUGUAUUUGACCUAUCUAAUGCCAGAGAAUGUUCCAUAAAGCGACGUUUAAUUGGGAUUCACAAAUGAUAGGGCAGCGUAAAUUAAGUGGUAUAGAAUUCCUAUGCACAUUUUUCUUAUUUAGUUUUUCUUUCGGACAGUGCAAUAAUCUUCCAAAAUGUAGAAAUUUUAAGGGAGACCCUUUGUGUUGUUUUUAUAUGCGGUUGGAAAAUGGAAAAAAUCAAUAAAAAAAAAUCUAAAGAAGAAUUAGAAGCAUGCUUUAGGAAACCAGAGAUUAUGUAUGGCUGCUUGUAACUCAGCCAGUGUAUAUGACAGCUGAGAUCCACAAUUAGCAAUAUCCCAGUGCUGGAACUGAAGAGAAUCCCUACAGCUCUCCAGCAAGCUUCCACGACUUGACAUUGGGAUGAGUUGCCUAGGAGUGUCAAGUCCUCCAGCAUGACAUGUACAUGAUUGAAAGUUUGCAUUAACCUCAUAUUUAUCACCUGACUUGGAGGUAUGUUCCAUCAGACUACUCUUUGUCGUGUUCCGCCGUCUGAAUGCCUGUUUCAUCGUCAUUACGGAAGCGAAACCGCACUGACCUAAAAAUAGAAAUAAAAAGUAAAAACAAAACCUCACUUAUUAUCGCAUGAGCUGUGUAUAUAGAAGAUUAACUCACUAUACUCUACUAUGUCUAGUUAGUUAGCCUAUAAUAGCUGCUUUGCAUUUCAGAUAUGUAUAUUUUGUACAAAAACAAAAAUAAAUACCAAGAUUGCUAUGCACAA